AUGUUAAGGAUUUGUCAGAAUUCGGAGGCCGAUACAGACAACAGAGUCCUCACUAAAGACACAGUAUAUUUCAGGAAUAUGGAAAACAUCAAAAUCACGGACGGGCAGUGGCACGUGAAGGUUGGAAAAAGAUGGCACAUGAGGUCCAAUUUUGUGUUCAGCAUCUUGUAUGAGGUUGCCCACCCACAAGAUUCCAUUUAUGUGGUGGAUGUCACAACAGACAAUGGGCAAAAAGGCCCUACUCAAAUCCUUGACCUUGCCACAGGGUCUUUGAUUCAUCCCAUGGACUGUAGUCUCAUAUGGCUGAGAGGUGACCUCUGCCAGCUGAAGGGCCCAAAGCUGGAUUUGGCCCACCUCAUCCAGGUCCCCACUGGAUUAGAAGCUCUGCAUGAGUUCCUUGGCAGGGCUGAAGACAUUCUGCACGAGAACAUAGGGCCAGCCAUUCUUUCCUGGGCAUCAAUGUAUGGGCUAAACCUGUACACCAAGUGGAUGGAGGAACUCCGGCAUUUCAACUUGCCCGUCCUGUAUGGGCCUCCAACGGCAGGAAAGACUUUGAUUGCACAGUGUGCGGCCUGGCUGAAUGGAUGCAGUGAGCUGCAUAUUGCUUCAAGAUGUACAUUGGCAUUUGUAACAUCCUGGCUCACAUCAAGUAGUCUGCCCUUUGUGUGGGAUGAUCCAACAUCCACUGACGAGGUUUCGCAGUUGGCCAUUGAUCUUGGCAAUGGGGCUGUGCGAGGGAAGGCCAAUGACGAAACCAGGAAGCCGCUUACUGGUUGUCUUGUGACGGCAAACUUUGAUUUGAGUGCUGCAUAUAAGUACUUCAGCAGAUUGUUUGUGAUGAAGAUAGAGAAGACAAAACACCAGAAGAACACUGGGGAUGCUAGAGUCCUUGAAGAUGCUGCCAGGGAUGCCUCUUCAGCCCUCCCAGUGGUAUUGUGCAGUCUCAACUCAGUGAGAGCUGCUGAUGUUAACAAAGAGGUGGCGAACCUGCGGUCUCUUCUAAAGAUGGACAUCAGGAUCCUUGAAGGAAUUGCCCUGCCAAUGGUCCUAGCAAGGAUGCUCCUAAAUGCUGCUCAGCGGUAUGAUCUGAUGAAGACUGUCCUCAGCUACAUCAAAGAGGUCCUCAUCCCAUAUUAUCAGGAGAGUCUGAUGCCUACCUGCGCAGAGGUCACCAGGGCAGAAACCAUGACAUUGGGGGAUUCUGCAUUUUCAACCAUUUUAGAAGUGUGCAACUCCCAGCAUGAGGAUCAGGUGGCAACGAUAGUUACUAACUCCCAUGUGGCAGUCAGGGCAGACCAGGUGAAGCAGAAAACUGUGAGGGAGGAAGUGGUCAAGCUUGGGGGGAAAACAAACCACAGUGUCAGGCUGAAUGGAAAACCAAAGAAGUGCCUUUUCCUUCCAAAGAGGGUCAUGUCAACUGAGCAGUGGAAGACUGUGGCAGCUGCCAUACUAAGAGAAGCUCUGACCACUCCAGAUGAUGCAACAGAAGAGAUGGAAUUGACCACCCCAACUGGUUUAAAAACUUCUGCAGCUUCUAAAGAUCCAUCAUCCCUUAGAGAAGAAACCAUAGAUGAGCCAUCUGCCUUUGCUCCCUCUGGACUACCGGCUCUUCAGGCAGAGGAACAAAUGGAACUAAAUAUCCUUGAAUCUGCAACCCCUUGUGGCACUGAAACCCUUUGGUCCUUGGCCUGUGCACCAAAGUCCUCCCCAGCUCUAACAAAUCCACCAGCUCUUCAUACAGAUGAUGAGAUGGAGGUAUCUUCCCCAACUGUACCAGACACACCUGCAGCCCUCCCAACUCCAUCAUCUGUAGAGGCAACAGAGGAACAAGACAACACCCCACCAGUUCCAACAACUUGUGAUGCAGUCCCAACUUGCAAACCAUCUCCACAGCUACCCUUUCCAGUCAGGAAAUCCCAAUCAGAGACAGAGACAUGCUUCAAAUGCAAGAAAGUGGGCAGCAAAUACUUGCAUUGGAUUGGGUGUGACUCCUGUGGGAAAUGGUUUCAUCGAAAAUGCACCAGUAUGACCAACAAGGAGUAUUUCCAGCUGAAGGAAGACUCAGUGUGGCAUUGUGCAGCAUGCAAACCUGACAGCUAA
Saccostrea echinata is the source of this 2100-nucleotide messenger RNA. RefSeq lists its product as uncharacterized. Bases 1 to 2100 code for a protein of 699 amino acids. Lineage: Eukaryota; Metazoa; Mollusca; Bivalvia; Ostreida; Ostreidae. The transcript is spliced from 16 exons. The record is from RefSeq and is a predicted model, not a curated record.